AUGCCGGUUUUCAAAACUCCGUUUAACGGUUACUCCGUAAGAUUCAGCCCCUUUCACGAAAGCCAACUUGCUGUCGCCACCGCGCAGAAUUUUGGCAUCCUUGGUAACGGUAGAGUUCACAUUCUUCAGGUCAAUCCAAACGGACCCAUAUCGGAACUAGCCGCUUUUGACACUGCUGAUGGAAUCUACGACGUUUGCUGGUCGGAAGCUCACGAUUCCCUAGUAAUUGCCGCAAGCGGCGAUGGUUCUGUCAAACUCUACGACCUUUCUUUGCCACCCACCAAUAACCCUAUUCGUUCUUUUAAGGAACAUACUCGGGAAGUUCACUCUGUAGACUAUAAUAUGGUGAGAAAAGAUUCCUUCUUAUCAGCUUCUUGGGAUGAUACUGUCAAGCUAUGGACGGUGGAUAGAAAUGCAAGUGUAAGGACCUUUAAGGAGCAUGCUUAUUGUGUGUAUUCCGCUGCUUGGAAUCCAAGACACGCUGAUAUCUUUGCAUCUGCUUCUGGGGAUUGUACUACUCGUAUCUGGGAUGUCCGCGAACCAGGUUCUACCAUGAUUCUGCCUGCACACGAGUUUGAAAUCCUUACAUGUGAUUGGAAUAAGUAUGAUGAUUGUAUCAUUGCAACCGCAUCAGUUGAUAAGUCAAUUAAGGUUUGGGAUGUUAGGAAUUAUAGAGUGCCAAUAGCAGUGCUUAAUGGGCAUGGAUAUGCUGUGAGGAAAGUGAGGUUUUCACCUCAUAGAGCGAGUGCUAUGGUUUCUUGUUCAUAUGACAUGACAGUUUGCAUGUGGGAUUACAUGGUGGAAGAUGCACUUAUUGGGAGGUAUGAUCAUCACACAGAGUUUGCUGUAGGAGUUGAUAUGAGCGUUCUCGUUGAAGGUCUAUUGGCUAGUACAGGAUGGGAUGAACUUGUUUAUGUUUGGCAACAUGGAAUGGACCCUAGAGCUGCUUGA
Capsicum annuum is the source of this 951-nucleotide messenger RNA. Its product is annotated as peroxisome biogenesis protein 7. Gene Ontology annotation, molecular function: protein binding. The record is from RefSeq and is marked provisional. Gene Ontology annotation, biological process: protein import into peroxisome matrix. NCBI's taxonomy places the organism in Eukaryota, Viridiplantae, Streptophyta, Magnoliopsida, Solanales, Solanaceae. Gene Ontology annotation, cellular component: peroxisomal matrix; cytosol.